Miscanthus lutarioriparius is the source of this 1446-nucleotide messenger RNA. The record is from the annotation of a GenBank genome assembly. Lineage: Eukaryota; Viridiplantae; Streptophyta; Magnoliopsida; Poales; Poaceae.
AUGCAGCCGCCGCCGUCGCCUUCGCCCUCGCCGCGCCGCCGCGCCACCACCAGGGCCCUACUGCGCCUGCUCUUCCUCGUCGCCCUCUCCCUCGCCGCGCUCCUCGCCUUCGUCACCUCCACCCCGUCCUCCGCUUCCUCCUCGCCCGCGCGCCGCGCCCUGCAGCUCGUGCCGUCGCACCGCCGCCAGCCACUAACCACACUCCGCGCCGUCCGGCCGAGGGACGAGGACGAGGCCACGCCCACCUCUCCCGUGGCCCCACGAGCGGUGGGGCAGGACCACCACAACUCGGACUCGUCGGACCUCGACGCCGUGCUGCUCCCGGACUGGGAGGUCCUCGUUCUGCUCCGCCCCGACGACGACGACGCGCCCUCCGGCAACGCCACGUGCGCGUUCCCUGGCGGGGCCAGGUCCCCGGCGCGACCGCUCGGGAGGAUGCCCGCGUCCGGCCGCCGAGCCUACACCUGCGCCAUGCCCAGGCCGGAGCGCCGCCACAGCAGGCCCUUCCGCGCGCCACGCCUCGUUGUCGCCACGCUGUCGUCCUCGGCGGCGGAUGGCGAGGACGCCGCGCCAGCGGCGGCGGCAGCGCGGUCGUUGACGCCGGAGAUGAUGCGGUGGAGCGGCCGCCUCGUGUACGACUCCGCCGCGAUCGACGGCGGCGGCACCGUCCUCGUGUUCGCCAAGGGAGUCAACCCGCGCCAGGGAGUCAACCGCGACGCCGCGGAUAUCCGGUGCAUCUAUUACCGCCGCAGCACUGACGCUGAAAACGGAGACAGAGACGUCGUCGCCUCCCUCCCGGCCACCACCUCGGCGCAGCAGGUCUUCCAGUGCCCGGCGCCCCCGCCGAGCACCGCCACGGCCGCCGAGGCGCAGCUCCGCGUCACACUCGCCGUCGCUGGCGAGGACCCCAUCCCCUCGGUGGCGACCUACAUCCCUCCUCCAACACGAGACACGACGACGACGACGACGACAACGAAGAAGAAGCUCAUCUGCGCCUGCACCAUGGUCCGUGACGUGGCCAAGUUCCUCCGUGAGUGGGUGGUCUACCACGCGGCGGUGGGCGUCGACCGCUUCUACCUCUACGACAACGGGAGUGGGGAUGACCUGGAGGGCCAGGUGCACCAGCUCAACGCGGAGGGCUUCCACGUAUCCACACACGCGUGGCCCUGGCCCAAGACGCAGGAGGCCGGGUUCUCCUACGCGGCCGCGGCGCACCUAGAUUCGUGCGAGUGGAUGGCGUUCGUCGACGUCGACGAGUUCAUCUUCUCCCCGGACUGGGACGGGUCGGGCAAGCCGACCAAAUCCAUGCUCCGGUCCGUCGUCACCGCUGUCGAGCCCGAUGUCGGCCAGGUCACGCUAGGGUGCAAGGAUUUCGGGCCCUCAGGGAAAACCAAGCACCCAAAAGAGGGAGUCACCCAAGGGUACACUUUGUCGGAGGCGAGCUGA